AUCUUUAUUUGCUUUAAACACCACCCGCAAAGAUUUGUGCUCCGCCAUUCUAUAAGAAAUACCGAAUCAUCAACAAAGAAACCCGAAAGCCAGAAUGUCUUCCAACAACCCAGAACCCACCUCCUCGAAACGGAAAGCUCCCGAUGAUCGUGUCGCGUCUAAAGCAGCUCCGUCCCAAGCGGUCCACUUCACCGCGCGCAAUCCGCCCUGGACCUAUCUCAAACUACAGCUAAUCCAUCAACCAGGCAUAUCGACCGCCGUCCAAUCUCAGCCUCUCGACCCGCUCACAGCUCGGACAUACAUCAACUCUGCGCUGUCGCAAUUUCUUGGCCUGUCAGGCACAGCUAUCUCAAUCGAUAUCCUUAAAAUCUCCCCCGAAACUCCACAACCGAAGCCCACGGAUAAAUUCAUCUGGGUGCGUGUCCCGCGCGAAGAUGCCCCAGCUGUCGUUGCAGCGGUGAGCUCCUGGAUCGGAGGAGGCACUGGUGGUGGCUCGGUCGGUAGUGUGGCGUGGAGGGUCUGUGCUAAGGGAAAUUAUCUGGGAGCUUUGACUCAGGGGUCCGGGGAAGAUUUGUUCGUUCCAUGAUCUGUGAUGCAGGGGGAAUGUGCGUCUUAGGGAUCUCCCGGUUUAUAUCGGAGAAGCAAGAACGGCGUAGGCUAGGCCGGUUAUUCUCCUACGGCACGGUUAUGCAAAAUCGUAUACAGCACUCGCACGCUGAACCACGAGAAGUUGGGACGAUGUUCAGUCCCUAUAAACGAACUUCACCGGGCAAUGCGAUGAUGUGGAGAACUAACAUCCAGUCUCGGGUCGGGAAACAAUCGGAGGUUUAUCAUGGGACCCAGAUGACUGAAGGAUGGUUUUAGUAGUGACCAAGCGUGGAGCACCAGCUAUAUUUCCGGGCAGUAUAGCAAGCUGCAACAAGGGAACCUCGGGUGUCAGUCGCACCCACGGGAUU
Molecule: messenger RNA, 956 nt
Organism: Aspergillus pseudonomiae
Lineage: Eukaryota; Fungi; Ascomycota; Eurotiomycetes; Eurotiales; Aspergillaceae
Exons: 2
Coding region: 95-586 (163 amino acids)
Biological process (GO): tRNA processing; nuclear-transcribed mRNA catabolic process, RNase MRP-dependent; intronic box C/D snoRNA processing
Cellular component (GO): nucleolar ribonuclease P complex; ribonuclease MRP complex
Molecular function (GO): ribonuclease MRP activity
Source: RefSeq, a predicted model, not a curated record